This is a messenger RNA of Tetranychus urticae (two-spotted spider mite), 5248 nucleotides long. Its product is annotated as nephrin. NCBI's taxonomy places the organism in Eukaryota, Metazoa, Arthropoda, Arachnida, Trombidiformes, Tetranychidae. Gene Ontology annotation, biological process: cell-cell adhesion. Gene Ontology annotation, cellular component: cell-cell junction; plasma membrane. The record is from RefSeq and is a predicted model, not a curated record. Gene Ontology annotation, molecular function: cell adhesion molecule binding.
UGAAAUGUUAUGUUAAGAGUGAAACAAGUUUAGUUAGUCUUAAGCUAUAGUAAGUGUAAGGUUUAAGCAACAUUGUUCAUUGUAAUGUUAUGUGAAUCAACAAACUGUUUAAAUGGUUCAACAAAUUCAAUUGUAAAUCAGUGUUAAUUAACGGUCAACACUAAUUAUUGGAUUACAAAGUGAAUCAAAAGUGUUUACCUAAUGAACAGGUCAACACGUUAACGUCACCCAUUUCUGGUAUCACUUGAAUGUUAACCUCAAGCCGAUGAAUCAACACUGGAUUUGAUAACUGAUUAAACAUUGUGUAUUGUGUGCAUGUUUGACCAAGUUUACCUGUCGCCUUUACUGCGCCCUCCACACUUUGAAUUUUGUCUCAAUCAAAGCCAAUUGUCGGUUAAUCUCUUGCAUCAUUGAAUGGAUGGGUUUGAUCCAUUCAUACACCAAUUCAAUUCCAAUGGAGUAUGUGAUAAAUUUAUUUAUAUUAACCAAUAUUUUUAUUUCGUUAACAUCCAAAGUGAACUCAAUGGACAUACUCAAUCCAAAUGAAUCCAAUGUGCGGAAUAAAUAUUCAGAUUCACCUCAUAAUCGUUCAAUAGUUUCAUCAACAAAUCAAUAUCAUUCACAGCAACAAUAUUUUCGCGUUCGACCUCGUUCCAAUGUAGAAGUAAUCGAAGGUUCAUCAAUUGUACUUCAAUGUUCAGUUGGUAAUCAAGCUGGUCCAGUUCAAUGGGCUAAAGAUGGUUUCGUAUUAGGUUUCGAUAGAUCAAUUCCAGGUUACCCUCGAUAUCGAAUGGAUGGUAAUCCAAGUGAAGGUGUACAUAAUUUAAAGAUUGAACGAGCUUCAAUUGAUGAUGACGGUGAAUAUCAAUGUCAGGUUGGCCCAGCCACCAAUAAUAAAGCAAUCAGAGCCAAUAGCAGGCUAACAGUUUUACUUAAACCAAAAAAGAUUGAAAUUAAUGGGCACACCAAUGGUUCGGCUGUUGAGAUCAGGGAAGGUGAAAAGGUUACCCUUACCUGUCUAGUUUAUGGAGGCAAACCUGCUGCUAAGAUUAAAUGGUUUCGCAAAGAUAUUGAGCUUAAAACGGAUAACCUUCCAAAUCAAAGUGUCUUAACUGUAACAUCAUCUUUAAAUGAAGGAAGCUCAAGUGAUCAAAUUACUGCAACCAAAUCUCAGUUGUUGCUCAAUUUACACUCGGAAGAUAAUGGUGUUACAUAUUCUUGUUCAGCUUCACAUCCAGCCUUAUCCAAUCCCUUACGUUCAACCGUCUCCAUGUCAGUACUCUAUCCACCCGGUCCACCCGAAAUUUUGGGCUAUUCUACAGGUAAAGCUGUUCGCAGUGGCGAUACAUUAAAGUUACGCUGUCGAUCAAGAGGUGGCAAUCCACUGGCUCAACUGGUUUGGUAUAAAGAUGAUGAACAAGUAGACUUUUCAUUCGACUCUUAUGCCGGUCGAGAGUCUGUCAAUGAAUACAUAUUUACCGUAAAACCAGAGCACAACAAUGCCAAGUUGACCUGUGAAUCAAAAACUCCAAUAAACCCAACUCCAAUGACUACCUCAGUAACCCUAUCCGUUCAAUUUGCUCCUUCCAAGGUUACAAUUGUGGGUCCAGAUGAGGCCAAAGCUGGUGAUAAUGUUACAAUGAUUUGUAAAACUGAUGCAUCCAAUCCGCCCUCUGAGUUAAGCUGGUCAAUAGAUGGACGAACAAUUAGAACUGAAAAUAUUUAUAAAUCUCACUCCAAAGGAGGUUAUAUAACAACAACCAACAUAACUUUACCAAUAUUAUCAACAGAACGAAGUAUGAAAACCUUUUCAUGUUUUGCUGUUAAUCAAGCUCUUGAUAAAACAGUGCCAGCAUCACACGCCUUGAGUAUUUUAUAUGCACCUUUUAACCCUUCAAUUGUUGGUUACGACGAGUCUCAAUCUCUUCACUCGGGCACAGUUAAACGGUUCACUUGUGAAUCUCAAGGAGGUAACCCAUUAGCUGACCUUAAAUGGUUCAAGGGUAAAGAAGAGAUUACCUCAGGUUGGACGGUAACAUCAACAGUAAACGGAGUUUCAUCCGAGUUGACAUUAGUUGUAACCGAUUCAGACAAUGGUGCGAUAUACCGUUGUGAAGCGUCAAAUGCCGCUUCAAAAGAACCUCUUGAAGCUUCCGUUAAAUUGAAGGUUUACUUUGCUCCAUCCAAAGUAAAAAUAAAAUCACGACCUGCUCGACCAAAGGCAGGCAAUAAAGUUGACCUGAUAUGUGAAACUGAAUCCUCUAAUCCGGCUUCUGAGGUGGUCUGGUGGAGAAACGGUCAACUGUUGCCCGGUCAUGUUAAUAGUACAAUUGAUUCGUCGUUUGGCGGUAAAUCGACCAAAAAUGUUCUCAAAAUGAAUGUAACCUCAUCCGAUGAUGGAUCCAUUUUCACUUGUCAAGCAAUAAACAAACUAUUAGAUCAAAGUGUUCACGACGCUUUAACCUUAAACGUCCUCUUUAAACCUGAAUUUAUCUCAUCUGAACCAUUGGCUUCCUUUGAGCUGGUUGAAGGUAGUGAAGCUUCCAUCAACCUAACAGCUCGAGGUAACCCGUCCAACAUUAAAUACAAAUGGCAUCGAAUCAAUGGUAAUGGUGAACUCGAUGCAACUCGAUUUUACACUGAUGGACCAAUUCUCAAUAUAACGUCCGUUCUAAGACAAGACUCGGGUUCGUACUUGAUUGAAGCCUCCAACUCUCAAGGAACCACCAAAUUGCCUUUUAAAUUGAAUAUCAAAUAUGCUGCAACAAUCACCAAAACAAGUGACCUUGUGCUCGUCGAGAUGGGCAAAACGGCUUACCUUGAGUGUACAGUCGAUGCCAAUCCCAUAACCGCUGACUUGAUUAAAUGGCAACGAAAACCAAAUUACAUUGAAAACUCGAUGGAUGAUAGCCUUGAAUCGACCUUUUCUUCGUCCACUUUGCCCAAUGAAUUUAUUUCCAUGGAUGAGGAAAGGUUCAAAAUUACUUUAGAAGAAAAUAGAUCUUUUCUUAGCGUUUUCAACAUAACAGAAUCAGAUUCAGGAGCUUAUGAGUGCCUUGCUUCAAAUGGUAUCGGAUCACCUGAUAAAGCAACCACCAAUUUGGUUGUCAAACAUAAACCUCGAAUUAUUAAUUCGCCCAUUUUAUCAAAAUCUGCAAGUGAUAAUGGCUCUAAGGGUAAGCUGAUUUGUCGAGCUCAAGGAGCACCCAACAUUACGUUCCAAUGGCUACGUGAAGGGGCCAUCAUCUCGGACAAACCAGGCAACACUAAGUAUAACACUGAACCAGCGGAACAAUUGAACCUGAUUACCUACCAAAGUGUCUUGAUAAUCAAUGAAGUAGCCAACUCUGAUUACGGUCCAUACGAUUGUGUAGCCAGUAAUGAGCUUGGCAUCAACAGGCUUACAGUCCACUUUAAUCAUACCUCACAGCCUGAUCCACCCUUGGUAUUGAAAGUUGUCAACCGAACCUCAUCAAGUGUAACAUUGAAAUGGAUUCCUGGGUUUGACGGUGGCUUGCCUCAGUCUUUUCGCAUUCGAUACCAAAAAGUUGAUGCUACAGGGUCAACCACUUUACCAUCGCCUAACCCAACUUCAUCAGCCUCUUUACCCAACACUCAGUCUACUCCAGAUGCGUCAAGUUCAAUCUCAACUGAACCUGCUCAAUACUCGGAUGUUUAUCCUUCCAAUACAACCAUCUACACUAUCAAGGGAUUAACAGACAAUACUGAAUAUUCAUUUAAUGUGAUGGCUUACAAUGACUUAGGAGAAAGUAAAUAUACUCAUGACAUUGUCAAAGGAAAAACUCUUCAAGAAACACCAAUCUCUGAAACUGAGAGAAUCUCUCAAGUAUUCUCAGGUCGUUCAGGUGACGUUCCAAGAUUAAUCAUUAUCGCAGUUUCCAUUCUUGGAAGUUCACUUUUACUUCUCAAUGUUGUUCUGGUUGUUUGCUUUGUCCGUAAACGAAGGAAGAAGCGACUCGAAGAAGAAGCUGAUGGUUCCAGCACAAACAAGCCAACAACCAUUGAAAUGUAUGCACCAGCUUCCGGUUCAGGUGGAAGCUAUACUAAUGGACCAAAUGAAACUUCCUUAUCUGGUUCUGAUGAGGAGAAGCACAGUGAAGGUGCUUACUCGGGUCACACCGAUUAUGAUAUGGAGAUGAAUCCGGGUGACACAUUAAAUGGAAACCAGCAAAACAUUCAUCCUAAUAUCCAUUCUUACAUGCAUGGAAACAUUCAUCAAAGUCUGUCCACUUAUCUGAUUGAUGAUACCCUGGAUCAUGUAACCAGCUACUAUCAACCCAUGUUUGGCCAAGAAAAUAAAUGCAUCAACAUACCUCCAGUGCCUCCAUUAAGAAGCAUCAAUCUGGCUUCAUUUUUACCAAUGAUUAACGAGGAACCAUUAUUCAUCAACAGCUCACCGCUUGGUCAUCUAGUUUAAUACUCAUUAAUUUAUAAUAAUGAUAAUUGUUAUAACUUUUACUCUUGCCUUUCUCACCCUCUUGUAAUUGAUAUAAAUAUGGUCAAAUUGAUAUUGAGAAGGAAGAGAAGGAAAACCGUUAUCCAAAAGAGAAUUUUUAACAAGAACGAAAACGCAAAAAAUCGAAAAAUUUUAUCCCUUUUAUGCUCUCUUUCAUCAUCCAAAGUCUCUUCUCUUUACAUGUAAAAAUUGACAACAUUUUUCAAAAGUUCUUGUCACUGCAUUAAGAUCCGUCCAACGUUUUGUUUUGACCCUCAAUCCCUUCAAGUCGACGAGUUGCUUGAAUGCAGCAAGAUUCAUCCCUUUUUUCAACUGACCAAUGGUGAAGAGAAUUUUUGGUCAUCAUUCUUUUUUCUACCUUUUCUUCUCUUCACGGACACUUACAGGACGCACUUCAAGAUGACAUGAGUGUUUGGUUGGUGUGAAUAAACAAAUAUUUGGCUUCUUUCUUUUUUCUUCAUUUUUCUUCAAAAAGUGCCUCACAUUUCAUCGCCAUUUCAUUCAUGCUCAUUCUUCUCUGUCUGCCUUAAUCAUUUAAAUGCUGUCCAAAUAACGCAAAUGCUGCUGCCCUUGAUUUUUGUUCACCUCAAGGCACCUCUUUGUGUGGUCAAAUCAUGAUACAUUUCACCACAUUUAUCAUCAUUUUUAAAUGUCUCUUUUUUUGUCUGAUCUCAUCAAACAAGUGAAUUCACUUUUUUGUUUUUUAUCUGCAAUUCUGUUUCAAACAACAGAUGACUCUAUUUACGAAUAAAUUUUACGCUUUCAGGUCGA